This is a messenger RNA of Acomys russatus (golden spiny mouse), 1694 nucleotides long. RefSeq names its product kynurenine aminotransferase 3 (gene Kyat3). The transcript is spliced from 14 exons. Gene Ontology annotation, biological process: biosynthetic process. Bases 119 to 1483 code for a protein of 454 amino acids. Gene Ontology annotation, molecular function: L-kynurenine:2-oxoglutarate transaminase activity; pyridoxal phosphate binding. Gene Ontology annotation, cellular component: cytoplasm; mitochondrion. Lineage: Eukaryota; Metazoa; Chordata; Mammalia; Rodentia; Muridae. The record is from RefSeq and is a predicted model, not a curated record.
CUGAAUUCCCUAUAGCACCUUGCAUCAGAAAAGUACCUUUUGCCCCGGACGCUCCCCUCUCACCACUUUGCGACCUCCGGACUGAAACCAGGAGCUCCUUCGAACCAGGAGAAGGAGCAUGUUUUUGGCCCGGAGGAGACUCUACUCCCUUGGCUGCAGAGCAAAGCCUGUAAAGACAGUUUAUUCUCCGAAAGCCCUCAGACUCUCCACUUCUGCCAAAAUGGCUUCGAAAUUCAAAAAUGCCAAACGAAUCGAAGGCCUGGACAGCAACGUAUGGGUUGAAUUCACUAAGUUGGCUGCAGAUCCUUCUGUUGUGAAUCUUGGACAAGGCCUUCCAGAUAUCUCCCCUCCUUCAUAUGUAAAAGAAGAAUUAUCAAAGGCUGCAGUAAUUGACAACCUGAACCAAUACACUAGGGGCUUUGGUCAUCCAGCACUUGUGAAAGCUCUUUCCUGCUUAUAUGAAAAAAUUUAUCAAAAGCAAAUUGAUCCAAAUGAAGAAAUCAUCGUGACAGUGGGAGGUUACGGAUCUCUCUUUAAUUCCAUUCAAGGACUGGUUGACCCAGGAGAUGAAGUGAUAAUUAUAGUGCCUUUUUAUGACUGUUAUGAGCCCAUGGUGAGAAUGGCCGGAGCAACGCCUGUGUUUAUUCCCCUGAGAUCUAAACCUACUGAUGGGACGAAGUGGUCCAGCUCUGAUUGGACAUUCGAUCCUCAAGAACUGGAAAGUAAAUUUAGUUCUAAAACGAAAGCCAUUAUCUUAAAUACUCCACAUAACCCCAUCGGCAAGGUGUAUACCAGAGAGGAGCUGCAAAUAAUUGCUGACCUUUGCAUCAAGUAUGACACCCUGUGCAUCAGUGAUGAGGUUUAUGAAUGGCUUGUCUAUACUGGACAUAAGCAUAUAAAAAUAGCCACUUUUCCAGGAAUGUGGGAGAGAACAAUAACGAUAGGAAGUGCUGGCAAGACCUUCAGUGUGACCGGCUGGAAGCUUGGCUGGAGCAUUGGCCCUAAUCACCUGAUAAGACAUUUACAGACUGUUCAGCAAAACAGUUGUUACACUUGUGCAACGCCAUUACAGGCAGCCUUGGCCCAGGCCUUCUGGAUCGAUAUCAAGCGCAUGAGUGACCCAGAGUGUUACUUUAAUUCCCUGCCAAAGGAAUUAGAAGCCAAAAGAGAUCGGAUGGUCCAUCUACUUAGCAGCGUUGGCCUGAAACCCAUCAUUCCUGAUGGGGGUUACUUCAUCAUCGCUGAUGUGUCUUCCUUAGGUGCCGACCUCUCUGACAUGAAGAGCAAUGAGCCUUAUGACUAUAAGUUUGUGAAGUGGAUGACGAAAACUAAGAAACUGUCAGCCAUCCCUGUGUCAGCAUUCUGUGACGCAGAGUCUAAACCACAGUUUGAGAAGUUGGUGAGGUUCUGUUUCAUUAAAAAAGACAGCACACUGGAUGCUGCUGAAGAAAUCAUGAGGGCCUGGGACACACAGAAGUCUUGAUGAGUGCAGAUGGUAGUAUUCUAUCAUCUUGGAAAAAAGGCUUGCUACUCAGUGCUGCCACCUGGUGGGCACUAAAAAGGAAAAUGUUACAGGACAAACAUUUAAAUAAACAUUUCCACUGUCUUUCCAAAGUUAACCCCAUUCCGAAGAAUAUUCAGUAAUUCUCACUUAAUUCAUUUGGACUAUAAUACAACUUCCGAUGUAAUUCUGG